Molecule: messenger RNA, 729 nt
Organism: Macrosteles quadrilineatus (aster leafhopper)
Lineage: Eukaryota; Metazoa; Arthropoda; Insecta; Hemiptera; Cicadellidae
Exons: 1
Coding region: 1-729 (242 amino acids)
Source: RefSeq, a predicted model, not a curated record
AUGUCUGUAAAUCCCAGUAAGUGCUCUUGUAUAACCUAUCACCGCAUCAAAUCCCCAGUCAUGUACGUAUACUCCAUUUCUGGUACAUCCAUUCCACGGUCCCAGUGUAUAAAAGACCUAGGCGUUAUUUUUUCCAGCGACAUGGGAUUUUCUGGGCAUAUAGAUCACAUCAGUAACAAAGCAAACAAGAUGCUUGGUUUCAUAGCAAGAUUCUCCAGAGGCAUCGACAACCCUUCUGCUCUUCGCUCUCUGUAUUGUUCCCUUGUGAGACAGCUAGUGGAAUAUGCAAGUCCCGUGUGGUCGCCUUACACUGUUGGCAAUAGGACGAGACUGGAGGCUCUACAAAGGCGUUUUCUUCGUUUGGUUGGUGUCCGGCUGGGUUUUGCCUAUCUUGAUGUGCCUGUGGAGGAACUGUCCAGCAAUCUGAACUUGUCACCUCUUGCCCUGCGACGUGACGUGGCUGAUGUUAUUCUUCUCUGGAAGAUAGUCAAUGGUCACAUGAACUGUCCAGAUCUCCUAGCUGAAAUCGACCUCAGAGUGCCUACAAACACAAGAUCUCGAGAUCUGCUGGGUCGAAGAUACCACUCAACCAACUUCGACUUCAACAGUCCUUUCGCAAGGUUUACUCGCCUGGGAAAUCGAGUUGCGUCUGGGUGUGACCUGUUUUUCGAUGGACUUCAGCAGGUUCGUCGGCAGGCCUCCUCUCUUCUUCUUUCUGGGAAAGACUAG